Molecule: messenger RNA, 999 nt
Organism: Sugiyamaella lignohabitans
Lineage: Eukaryota; Fungi; Ascomycota; Dipodascomycetes; Dipodascales; Trichomonascaceae
Exons: 1
Coding region: 1-999 (332 amino acids)
Source: RefSeq, a predicted model, not a curated record
AUGGCUCCUCAUUUAUUGGUUUAUGCUGGAACCUCGUAUGACAAAGAUCAGCUAGUCAAGGUCCCUGUGAACAAGGGUGACGAUGCUUCAUAUAUAGAACUCGAUUGUCCUCAUGCUGUAGAUGGCGUGGUCCGGUUGGCCAUCCGAAUCAAGAACUUUAAAGAUGUCAGAAGCUCGAAACACGAUCCGCCCGAACAGGAAGAAAUUGAAGAGGCUGUUGUGGUUGAAGAAGGGUCGGAAACUGACCCGAAGGCUUCUGUUAAGGACAUGUCUAGAUCGUCCAGUACAUCCAGUAAUGCCAGUAACUCCAGUAGAACGAGUACCAGUUCGCGAUUGAAAAACUAUUUGAAAAAGAAGAAAUCCAGAUCACCCUCACCUUCACCAGCUGAUUCUCCAUAUUUUGAACAAGAGAACCAUAAACAAGAUCAGCUGUCUAUCCAGUUCUCAAUACGGUUCGCCGACCCAGUGGCAGGUGAUAAUUUAUUAUUUGGAAACGACUUUGAUGAGCCAAUUAGAGAUAUCCUACCAUACGGAUUCUCGCUUGGAUAUAAAAUGUUCCAAUGGUACAUUGAUCCCAGUGUGGAAGGUGACCCUAUGGCCGACAAACCCUAUUUAUAUGGAAGAGCUCUGACCUCGAUUAAUGCAAUUCACGAAAACGAUUCUCCUGACAUCAAAUGGGAUGGCUAUGUCAAUGGCGACAAAUUUCUAAACCCCGGUUCUGCUCCUGAAAAAGUCAAGCAAAUGAGUUCAUCCGAACGCAUGACCUAUUUCCGUGAUAAGUCUCAUCGACAGUCUUUCGACUUUGUGGCCAAUAAUCUCUAUACAUUCGACUUCUUCACUCCAUAUCUUACACUGGGCGAUUCAUUUGGUGUCCAACUGCCAGGGUUCAAAUUCGAUGUUGGAAAAUAUUGCGGAGGCCAGCCUCUUCGCUACGUCCUCAAGAACCUUCUUGACGACUCUAUUUAUUUAGUUGUGGUGUUUUCUUUAGUUAACGAGUAA